This is a messenger RNA of Trichechus manatus latirostris (Florida manatee), 10841 nucleotides long. RefSeq names its product BCL2 like 1 (gene BCL2L1). Gene Ontology annotation, molecular function: protein heterodimerization activity; protein homodimerization activity. Lineage: Eukaryota; Metazoa; Chordata; Mammalia; Sirenia; Trichechidae. Gene Ontology annotation, cellular component: mitochondrial outer membrane. The record is from RefSeq and is a predicted model, not a curated record. Gene Ontology annotation, biological process: extrinsic apoptotic signaling pathway in absence of ligand; negative regulation of intrinsic apoptotic signaling pathway; intrinsic apoptotic signaling pathway in response to DNA damage. Bases 1354 to 1977 code for a protein of 207 amino acids. The transcript has 2 exons.
CCCCUCCUCCCAGAAAGGUCUAGGGGGAGCCCCUGAGGAAAGGAGGUUGCCUAGCAACGGGGCGGUGGCCCGGCGGGUACCCGGCCUAGCGUGUAGGAAAAGCCGCGGGGCCGCAGCCCACCCACUCCGGGCUUCGGAGGUGUAGCCCCCGGCCCCUGAGCCCUCCAGGGGGCGGCAGGAAGCCGCCUUGGGCCUGUCCCCAGGAAAACGUGGUCUCGGCUGUGGGGGGCCUCGAACGUCCCUCGACCCCACUUCCUGACGCGAGAAGAGGCCGGACGCCUCACCCUCACCCCGUCUUUGUGCAGGGCGCCGGCGGCCAUUGUGUCCGGGCGGGGAAUGGAGGACCGGGCAAUCCCCCACUGCCACCGCCACGUCCUGGGCCAUUGGGGAAUUCAAAGAAAACCAGCGGCGUUUGUGGGGGGUCCCCCGCCUUCAGCCUCCCGGAAGGAGCUGGGGAUGGCCUUUCCGAAGCCAGAUCGCAGAUCCGAGGCAGUUUCCUCCUCCUUCCUCCCUUCAUCGAAACCUUGAGCCCCAUUGAGAAGUCCCUUCAAGGUUUCAGAAGCCUCACCCUCAUCUGGUCCUUAAAAAAAUAAAUAAAUAAACCGCACGACAACCACCUCCGGGAGAGUUCUGGCUCCCAGUAGGAGGCGGAGAGCCAAGGGGCGUGCAAGAGCGAGGGGGCUGGGCUCCCGGGUGGAAGGAGGCCGAGGCUGCGGAGCGGCCGCCCUCGAUCCGGGCGAUGGAGGAGGAAGCAAGCCAGGGAGCCGGUUCCUGAGCGUCGCGGUUCCAGUGUCGCCUUCAGGGCUCCCAGCCUGCUGGGUCGCAUGAUACCUCCAGCCGGAGCUGUUUUGUUGUUUUUUGCCAGCCGCCGCGAGGCCGGCUGAGUUACCGGCGUCCUGGCCGCCCCCUCCUCUCGCGACCUGUGAUACAAAAGAUCUUCCGGGGGCUGCACCUGCCUGCCGCCGUCUGAGACAGAUUUGAAUGUAGGUGGUGUGGGGGACUGCCCGUGAGGGUGACUUUCCGAGGAAGGCUUUUCAGAGAAACGGGGGUGGUUGGAGUAAAAGAGGUUGGUGGAUGAUUCAGAGCCCACUGGGGUUUUCAAUUUGACUUUGUCGAAAUUUCUUGGAAGACCUUCAUAAGAGCCACACCAUCAGCUCUGGUACUUGGAGGGGGACUGUGAUGUAAGGAGAUGGUAUACGUAUUAAUUUUUUUUUUUCUCUGAAGCUCUUUCUUUCCUUUCAGAACCUUAUCUUGGUUUUGGAUCUCAGAAGAGAACCACUAACAGAGACCAGACUCAGUGACUGAGCAGGUGUUUUGGACAAUGGACUGGUGGAGCCCAUCCCUAUUAUAAAAAUGUCUCAGAGCAACCGGGAGCUGGUGGUUGACUUUCUCUCCUACAAGCUUUCCCAGAAAGGAUACAGUUGGAGUCAGUUUAGUGAUGUGGAGGAGAAUAGGACUGGGGCCUCAGAAGGGACUGAAUCGGAGAUGGAGAUCCCCAGUGCCGUCAAUGGCAACCCAUCCUGGCACCUGGCAGACAGCCCUGCGGUGAAUGGAGCUACUGGCCACAGCAGCAGCUUGGAUGCCCGGGAGGUGAUCCCCAUGGCAGCAGUGAAGCAAGCUCUGAGGGAGGCGGGUGAUGAGUUUGAACUGCGGUACCGGCGGGCAUUCAGUGACCUGACAUCCCAGCUCCAUAUCACCCCAGGGACAGCAUAUCAGAGCUUUGAGCAGGUAGUGAAUGAACUCUUCCGGGAUGGGGUGAACUGGGGUCGCAUUGUGGCCUUUUUCUCCUUCGGUGGGGCACUGUGCGUGGAAAGCGUAGACAAGGAGAUGCAGGUAUUGGUGAGUCGGAUCGCAGCUUGGAUGGCUACUUACCUGAAUGACCACCUAGAACCUUGGAUCCAGGAGAACGGCGGCUGGGUGAUCAAGUUACAGUGGUCUCCAUGGGACCUGCUCUCCAAGAGCAAGCUUUUAGGCUGACAGACUUUGUGGAUGUCCUUUGGACCAAGGGCUUGGAGAUUUUGAGAUUUCUGAAGAUGGGAACCUUGGCUCACAACCUGUCCCCCGCUUCCUCUACAAGAGCCCCAAAUCAUACCUUGCACAAGUUGGAGUUUGGCCAGUGUUACUCACUAGGUAUUGGGCAAUGAACAGAUUUUCUUCAGUCUUUUCCAAGUGCCUUCAAGAAGCCAGGUACCUCCUUGUCUGCCUUAUUCAUCGCUGUAUCCCUAGAUCCUGCCACAGAACUUGGCACAUAGAAGAUACUCAAUAAUUAUUUGUUGACUUAAUGGAAAACUUAAUGAGUCGAAUACUUCAAGUGCUUAGGAGCAUGCCUAGCACAUAGUAGGUACUUGAUACAUGUUUGAACUAUCAAAUGAGGUGUUGUGGGAGCUUUGCAGUUUUUCCAGGAUGACCCCACUCCUUGUUUGGUGUGUGGCCAUAAGCCUCUCUUCCAAGCUCUGCCUGUUGCCUCAUCUGUUGAAGAGAGAUAACACAUGCCUUGCCUCUCUCAUGGGCUUGCAGGGAAGCCCAAGGAGAUGAUAGAUGAAAAAGCACUUUGAGGACUAUAAAUGCUUGUUCUUGUUGCUGUUUCUUGACUGAGGUCACAGUCAUAGCUGUGCCAUUCAUUUGUUCAUGCAUUCAUUCAUUCAACCAACAAGCAUUUUUUGAGUGGAAACAGUAUUCUAGCUCUAUUGCUCAUCUAGCUUCAUUGAACAAGUUACUUUACUUCUCUGAGCCUGUAUAUCUAUAAAAUGGAAAUAAUACUCAUUUCACAAGGUUGUUAGGAGAAAGACUAAGCAAGGUGCUCUGAGCUGAUUGAGGCUAGAAGCUGUGUAUUAUUCACUAUUAUCAAUUACCAGUGGACCUGGUACUUGGUGGCAGAGUCUUUAGGGACCGAGUUAUCGAAUGGAUAAAUGGUGUAUGGAAAGUGCCUGUGCAUAGUGCCUAGUGCAGAGUAAGAGCUCACCAAAUGGUGGAUCUUUGCCUUUCCUCUCAUCGUGAGGUUAGGUCGUUCAUUGAUUCAGUCAUUGGGUGCCAUCUGUAGUCAAAUUACUAGGUAAGGGCAGACCUCUGAAUAUGACUCAGAUGGGAAGUAGAAAUGAGUAUUAACUCCUACCCUAGGAUAUCUGCUCCUGCCUUGUUGGGCUGCUGAGUGGGAGCUCGGAUCCAGCCAGAUCAGUGCUGCUUAAACAUAAAGCCUAGUGUAUAGCAGACCUCACCCCAUGCUCACCUCUGAUUCAGAACAAGAAACCGGCCCCUUGUUCUACUCUCUGUCUGCUACCUAGUGAGAAGAAUUUCCCUUUGCUCACAGCACCCACAUUCAGAUGGAACCCUAGGGGUUACCAAGUCAGAAAAGUCCCCAGACACUCACUCAGAAAUGGGCCUUUGGGGCAGGGUCCAGGGAGGGGGCUCAAGUUUGAGGCUGAGGUCUCUUGGGACCAGUGCAAGCCGCAGGUGCAGGCAUGAGGCCCUGGUCUGGUGGCUGAGUGCUGAAACUGAGAGAUGUGUGGGGCCAGACAAAGAGUCAACCCAGAGGACACUGCCUGCCUGCCCAUGCAGGUGUCUGGGCACCUGGGGGGAAUUUCUGGGUCUGAUUUAGUGGUGGAAGUUGAGGUUCCAAAUUAGUACCCCAAGCCACAAUGAGGGCAAUUCAUGGAACUCCAGAGCAAAGCAUGCAGUUGGCACCCAGGCCCCAAACCGAGGCCAGCACCUUUGAACCCUCCUCAUAUUCCUUCAGGGUAAAAGAGGGGCCCCUCUUCUGGCCUCCCCAGCACCUUUAUGGGGCCCCUGCUAUGUACUGGGAGCGCUUUACCAAAAUUGGAUCAUUUUGCUCUCAGAAGUGUAAGCUCUGGAGUUGGACAGAGCUGAGUUUGAAUCCGGGCUCCAUCACAUACCACCUGUUUGAUCUUUUUCACAUAAUUCCUCCUUUCUGAGCCUCAGUUCCCUGACUGAAAAAUGGGGGUAACACCCACCUCAUAGGGUUUUUGUAAGGAUUAAAUGUGGUCAUACAUGUGAAGCUUGGCACAGAUGUCAUAGUAAUGUUAGUUAAUAACAGCUAACAUUUAUUGAGCAUUUACGUUUAAGUGUUACAGAGGAGAAAAACAGAUAAGUUAAGAACAUUGUCCAGAAGUUCACAGCAAGUAAGUAGUGAAGCCUCAAUUUGAACCCAGGCAUUGUGGCUCCACAGCCCACACGUCCUACCUCUUAUAAGGAUAAGGCAAGUUAAUGUUGUUGCUGUUAGUAUUGAAUCCAGCAUUAUAGCUGCCUGUGGUUUUUGGUGUAUCUUCUGAAUUCUGAGCACAGUGAAGGCCAGAAACCCAUCUUAAUCACCUUGCAUCCCCAAAGACCAACAUAGUACUCAUAGUACUCAUUAAUAUUUGCUUAAUGGCUGAGAAUAUUCCCUCUCUUCAUUAAUCAAACAGUAGCUCUUUAUCGACCAUUUCCUGUAGGCUAGGCUUGAGUUAAAUCCUGAGAGUAAUGCAAAGUACAGCUAUGCUUCUGUAAAGGGAAGAUUGGGUGUGUGUGUAUGUGAGGGGUUGCAUUCCAGAGCAUUGUAUCAUUGGCAGAAACUUCCACAGAGGAGGCAGAAACAAUACAGGUGGCCUGGGGAUGCUUUCCAAGCCAGGAUUCCCACCCCUCCCCAAAUGGGCCACUCCCUCUAUCUCCUGAAGAACAAGGUGACACAGAUUUCCUGUUCCUGCCUGGGGCAUGAACCACUCCCAUCGGUUCCUCUCUAGGGAGGAGGGUGCAUCUUUCUUGCACAGGUAACCAGUUUAUGGGUGCCUAGAAUGAUAGAAAAAACUCAGAAAUUUAGAGCUGGGAGGGGACCAUAGAAAAUCACUCCUACCAGAGUGGUCCUUUAAAACCGAGUUCUGAUCUUAACCGUGUUCUUGCUUACAACCCUCCAGUGGACCUCCACUGCACUUGGAAUAAAACCCAGAGUCCUCACCGAGGCCUCUGAGGCCUGCGUGAUCUGGUCACUGGCUGCCUGUCCACCCCUCAUCACUGCACUCAAGCCACACAGGAUCCUUGCUGUUCCUGUAUCAUGGCACAUUUGUCCCUGAUGUUUGCCUUGCUGGCUCUCCUUCAGUGGCUCCAUUCGAAUGCUACCACCUCUGAGACAUUUUCCUUCACCUUCGGUCUAAAGUAGCCUUCUCCCCAGCCACUCUCUAGUCUUUUGCCUUCGUGUGUUUCCUUCUGACCUCUCACUGACCUCUAGCUGAAAUUUUCUUUUUGUCUGCUUACUCUUUUUUUUUUUUUCCCCAUCUCUUCUACUAGAAUUUAAGUCCCGUGAGUAUAGAAAUUAAGCCCCAUGGUUUAUUCCCUCAUUGUAGUUCCAGUAGUAAACAUUCAGUGAGUAAUUUUGGAAUGAAUGAUUCCACAAAUGAACAAGCCUAAAACAGUCUUUUCAUUUUAUGCGUGAGAAGACUGAGGCCCAGAGAAGAGAAGCUAAUGAGGAUUGAGAGUUUUCUUUCAACCUACCUUUUGAGUACUUGCUAAGUGCCAGGCACUAUACUCAGUGAUUUACAUGCAUUAUUUUUGCCAUUUGCCCUUAUUUACCCUAAUUGUUAUAAUGAGUUGUUUGAAACAUCAUUUUUCAUACACCAGUGUAGUAUUUAAAAGAAAAUUGGACUAUUAUUUUUUAUUGGAGCCUUGCUCUACUUUACAAAGAGUUGGAGGCAACUUAGGAAAAGUCAUACAACCUAAAGGAUAAAGGAGGGUACCAAGUGAAAGGAAACUAUGGGUAAGAAAACAAGAGCCAGGACUAAAAUUAGUUUACACAAUCGUAUGCCACAGAGCAGUUUUCCUACCAUCUUUAGGAUUGGUAACUAAAAUUAUGCCCAGAUUCUUGAAAAUAAUUUUUUUUUAAUAUCUAAUCACACACACAUACACAUAACCUUGGGAUUGCCCCAGACUGCAUGUGGAAGUCAAGGAUUUGCUAGCUCCCUCCUUGCCUCAUCAGCCGGGCUCCUGGAUUAAGGCAGCAUGAUGUCCUCUUCUUCCCCACUCACCAGAGGGGCCAGUCCAGCAGGAGGAUCCUGGAUGUCUCCACAGCCUUCUCUGGACCCAGCUAACUUUGUUUCAAGAAAUCUUGUUCCAGAAGGUUUAUUAAUUGAAAUACCACCACUGAAGACCCAGUUCUGCUCUCAAGGCACUUCCAUUUGAUUUAGAGAGAGAACACAUAACGCAUGUGAAAAGAGGUCUUGUGAAAACCAACAAUAAAUGCUAAAUGCCAAGUAAGUGAGGGACUUUGCAGAAGGGGUGAGAUUUGAGCUGGGACUUAACACAGAGCAGAGAAAAAAGGGGCUGGUGCUCCCAGCAGGGCGGUCCAUGUGAGUUAAGAUGUAUGUGCAGGCUGGGAAGGGCUCUCAAGAAGAGACCCAUGAGCAGUGGGCAGUCCAGUUUGAGGUGUGUGUGGAGGGGUCUCUAUUAUUAGGUGAUGAAGCCGGGAAGGUCAGCUGGAGCCAUGUUUACGGGAGCCUUGAGUGCCAGGAAAGGAUUCCAAGGCCCUCCUCAGCGGCGCUGGUAUCCUAACAGAUGACGUUGCCAGGCAUGGAUGCCCAUCCUGGCUGCCUACCGGUCCACUGAUUCCUGGGUGACAGUGCUAACAUCCAAAAUGGGAUCGAGUGCCUUGAACCAACAGUAGGCACAGGGGUAAGUGUGGGGCCUUUGCUAGUUUAGCCUUUGACCAUCCCAGGUACAUUCAUUCAUUUGGUGAUUUAACAGAUGUAUACUGAGCAAGCACCAACUACAUGCCAGGCCCUGUGCUAAGUGCUGGGGGUGCUGUGGUGAACAAGAUAGUCAAAGACCCCACUCUCACAGAGAUCUAUUUUAUUAGGGGAGACAGCCUGAGAAACAAAUAAGAUGAUUUCAAAUAGAAGGUUAAAUGCUGUAAAGAAAAUAAAACUGAGUUAUGGAGUUAUCUAGGAAGAAACUUUAUACAGGGUGGUCAGGGAAGCCCUCUCUGAAGAGGUGACAUUUGAGCUGAGAGUAGAUUGAGGAGAAAGAGCCAGCCUGGGAAGAUGUGAAGCAAAGAUUUUGCAGGUAGAGAACAAGGCAGGAUUGAACUUGGCUCAUCCAAGCCUUAGGCUCAUUCGGGUGCUCAGCUUUGACACUAAUGGGCCCCAUCUGUGCCUUUGUUUCCCUUUGUGUUGUGGAUGAAGGUGAUCUUUCCCAUCUCUUCCACAGAGACCCAAAGGGAAUAAUGUCGACUUCGAUUUAGUAAGCACCUACCUCAUGCGAGGCACUCUACAAGCAUUUUCUAAUUUAAGUCUCCCACCCAGCCAGUGCAGUAAGUGGUCUGUUGGCCCCACUUUCUAUUCUAGUGAGGAAACUGAGAUGAAGUUGCAUGCCUGGGUCCUGUAGCUUGUACACCGUGGAACCUAGAUUCAGACCCAAAUCAGUCUAGCUCCAAAGCCAGAACUCUUUCCACUGCUCCACUCUCGAAAUAAAUGAAGCAUUGUUGAUUCAGGACAUGGAGAAAGCUGUUUAGCAAAAGGAGAGUUGGGGAAAGCAUCGUGGAAUGAGGAUCUUGAAGGACACUUACUGUCCUCCCAAUUGAGAGGUCCCUUCUGUUCAUCUGCAGGAGGAUGCCCCCAGAGCCUGGGGUUACUGUAGGCCUUUGCCAGAGGCAUGUUCAGACUUAGCCAGCUGAGUAUCUCCCCGUUUCCUGCUUUUGCCAUCUCAGCUGCUGGUCAGGAGGUUUGGGAAGGUGACAUCAUCUAGCUGAAUCAGCUGCUGCUUCUAGACACAUUAACGGGAACUGAAAGUCAUUGCCCCUUCCUUCCCACUCUGCAGAUCUCUUCAGACCGAGGCUUGGGUACAGUGUUCCACCUGUCUGCGAUGGUCAUGUCUGGAAUAGUGCCCCUGCUUUUAAAGAACUAUAAGGUACAUAUUCUUGGAGAAAGCUGUCCUCAAGGCUUCUCAAGCUAAGAGAACAGAGUGCCCUUGAGGGAUAGGAGGAUUCACAGAAGGGUCCCCAUCCCUCUCCUCUACCUUCAUUUAGCAGGAACUCCUGACCCUUCUGAUCUCCUUUGCCUAAGUCCAAGGCGCAGGCCCAGCACUCUAUGACAGGCAAACAAAAUGCUGUUUGUGGACUUUAAACUUAAGGCAUUUAGAGUCUGGUCAAGGGGACAAAAAGCUUACAUUUCAGAACAGAGUAGCCACGGCACCCUGAUCUUUUGGAGAUCUGGCCUUGACCCACUGGCCAAAAAGGAAAAAAAUAAGUGAGAUGCAUAUAAAGAGAAACUAAUAAAAAGACGGGUCAGUGCCAAGCAAAUACAACAGCAGACAACUUAUUUGCUCUAUGACUUUGCCUGUCUCAGCUUCACUAUCUAAUGGGUGUGUAAAAAUUCACUGUGUAAAAUGGGUGUCAAAGGGCGUGUGGCUCUUUGAGUCAUUGAAGUAUUACAUGACAUAACAUAUGUAAAGCACUCAGCAGUGCACCCGGUGAGUGCUCAAUAGAUGGUAGCUAUGUACAUAGAUUCUCCAAAGGGAGGCAGGCCACUGGGCAAGGGUGGUUGAGGAAGGCUUCCUGGAAAAAGCAGGCUUGGAACUGGACCUUGGAGCCUGGAUAAGCUGUGGAUGAAUGCAGGCUGGAAAUAGCCUACUCGAGUGGCAAGAAGACAGCCUUUGGAUGCUGUGUUAUCUUUGACAGGUGACUUUACUCGCAGAGCCUCAGUUUCCUUACCUAUAAAAUGGGAAUACUGCUAGAACCUACCUUACAGGAAUGUUGGGAGGAUGAAUAAGGUACCAUUUUGAUAAAUGGAAUCCACUGAGUAGCGUGCUCAGUGUGUACUAUUGCUGUUUCUUACAUUGGUAGGGGAACUAACCUGGGCAAAGGCUGGAAAGCCAUCGCUCAUUCCAUCUCUCUCAUGUGCCAUCAUCUCUCACCUGAACAACUAUGCCAGCCGCCUCCCUGGUCUCCCUGCUUCUGCCCUUGCCCCCCUCUAAUCUAUUACCACAUAACAACCAGUGGUCCUCCUAAAAUGUAGGUCAGAUCCUGUCAUUCCUCUGUUCAAAACCCUCCAAUAACUUGUCAUUCACGAGAAUAAAAGCCAGAGUGUACACAGUGCGGGAACAGAUGACUGGGAGACCUUGUUGGGGCAGCAGUGGGAAGGGCAGUCAACCUAGAAGUAAGUUCCCUGAAGUCCACUGGACCUGGCCUCCAACUGCCCAGGCUCAUUCGUCUCAGAAGCAGCCCUGCUCCAGCUCCUGUGUCUCUGUGUGUGUGCAUUUGUGCACGUGCAGGUGGAUGACACAGUGGUGAUGCUGUGAGCCUAGAACAUUUCAUAAUAGGGAAGGACAUUGACCACUGCCUUGGGGCUACCAAAGGUCAUUAGGGCUGAGAAAGCCCAGGGCACUCAGGGAGGCCUUUGUCCUCUCUGAAUCUGAAUCAUUUCCUGAGGGGAGGUGUUCAUUCAUUCAUUUAUUCAUUAACAAAUAUUAUUGAGUGCCUGCCAUAUGCAAGGCAGUGAGCUAGAGGUUGGGCAUAUACUGUGAGCAAAGAAAAGUCAUAGUUCUCAUUAAGUGGACAUUGCAGUGGGGGAGACAGAUCCUAAAUAAAUUUGCAUGUCAGGUGGUCUUUAGUAAACCCAGAAAAACUCACUGCCAUCGAGUCGAUUCCAACCCGUAGCAACCCUGUAAGGACAGAGUAGAACUGCCCAUAGGGUUUCCAUGGCUCUAAAUCUUUACAGAAGCAGACUGCCACAUCUUUGUCCUGCAGAGUAGCUGGUGCGUUUGAACCACCGAUCUUUCAGUUGGCAGCUAAGCGCUUUAACUACUGCUUUAACCAGUGUGGAGCGAUCUUCAGUACUACAGGAAAAAUAAAGUAGGAUAAGGAGAAUAGGGAUGGGAAAAGGUUGCUCUUUUAGCUGGGGUAGUCAGGAAGCCUCUCUGAUAAGGUGACAUUGGAUCUGAUUGGAGUGAGUACAUGAUCCAUUCAGAUAUUUGGAGGAAGAGUGUUGCAGACAGAGGAAACAGCAAGUACAAAAGCAAGUGCAGAAAGAGUCCCUGGCAUGUUUAAAGUACAGCAAGGAGUCCAGUGUGGCUGGAGUUAGGUCAGACAGGUAGCCAGGAGCCAGGUCAUGUGGGUGUACAGGCCAUUGCAAAGGACCUGGCUUUUACUCUGAGGGUAGUGGAAAAGCAUUGGAGGAACCAAGAAGUGGUAGGAUCCAACUUAGACUCUGGAUCUAAGAGAGAUCUCUGUGAUCACUGUGUGGAGGAUAAACUGUAGGGGCAAGGGUAGGACCUAGAGACCAGUGAGAAGGCUUGGCAGGUGAUGAUUUUGGUUUAUAUGAGGGUGAAGAUGAGGCAGAUGUGGUGAGCAGUGGUCAGAACUUCAAUAUAAUUUGAAGGGUGUGCCAACUAGAUUUGCUGAUGAUUGGAUAAGGGGUGAGAUAGAGAGGGAGUAGUGCAGGCUUUUGGCCUGAGUGACUGGAAGGACUUUGCUGCCAUUUAAUGAGAAGGGAAGACUGCCAUGACCAGAAGUGGUUUCCUGAGGGCUGUGGAGUCAGGCUGUCUGUGUUCGAGUCCCAGGUUGCUUGCUGUUUGACUUUGGGUACAUAUUUAACUUUACCAAGUCUCAGUUUCCUCAAAUGUAAGCGUUGCCUAGGCCCUAGGCAGUUGGGUGUUGUGAAAACUACAUGGGGUAAUUUGCGUCAAGAGCACAGGACAGUGCUUGGCACAUAGUAAGCCCUCAGUGUUUGCGCUGAUCAUCACCAUUGUUGUUGUCAUUGGAAAGCAGGGAAUCCGUGGCCUCCAGAAAGCAAGCAGCAGAUCCUACCCCACUUCCACCACCCCUCAAGGAGCCCACCCUCCAAGAGGCAGCUCAGACACCAUCUGUC